Octopus bimaculoides (California two-spot octopus) is the source of this 989-nucleotide messenger RNA. Its product is annotated as protein mesh. The record is from RefSeq and is a predicted model, not a curated record. NCBI's taxonomy places the organism in Eukaryota, Metazoa, Mollusca, Cephalopoda, Octopoda, Octopodidae. Gene Ontology annotation, biological process: cell-matrix adhesion.
UUGUAUGUUUUCCUAAUUUGUAGCUUCUAUGCCCAAACAAUUCACCACUCUGGUAGCAGUGGCUAUACGAUCCCAACGAGAAAGCAACGUUGAAAUAAGAAUGAGAUACCCUCAUACAGAUGAAUAUGUUCUUGAUAUCUCCGUAAACAAUGAAUAUCUACACUUUAAUGACGAAAAUGGAUAUGCUCAAAUUCACAGACACGUAGCAAUUAUUGAUAAUAGUCGCAAAGGUAAACAAGACAAUUUCACUAUUCUAACCAGUUCCGGCGUUGGAGUUCGAGUGUCUGUAAAAUAUGAUAUGAUGCAAUUGGUUGUAGUCACACCGCCAAACCUUAAAAAUAAAGUUAAUGGGUUGCUGGGAUCCUGGAAUGAUAAACCCACAGAUGAUCAACCACAAAAUAUUACUUACUGGGCCGUUCUGGACAGAACCAACAGCUUGUUUAGACAUUUCAGGACACGUGACACAUCAUUUGUAGGAGGUAGUUUGGCUAAUGUAACCUAUCCAACUGACGCAGAAGCUAUAUGUGGUCAUGAACGUUUUAGUGAAUUUUGCAAAUACGAUUAUGCUGUUACGGGAGAUAGAAAUACGGCACAUAACAGUAAGAAUAUUGCCCGGUUAUACGAAUACCUUACAAAAAGCCAGAAAACACGAAAUUCAUGUGGCCAUCUUGAUGUAGACAAUGCCCUUAUCGACAAUUUCAACUACACUGUAGGGAGUAAGGUGAUGAUAACAGGAUGCAAGAAGUCUUAUUUUUUUAAAGGUCAUGAUACGUAUAAAUGUGAAAUAAAAUCUGAAAAUUCUCUUCCGGAAUGGAAUCCAGGAGUUGACGCUAAAUGUCUUCAUCGAGAACAAGAAAUAGCACAGAUGGCAUUAAUAAUAGGCGUUAUUGUUGGCGUUGUGGUAUUAAUAGCUUUGAUAAUUGGAAUUGCCUGUUUUAUCAAAAGGAGGUCUUCAAAGAAAGAAAAACCGUAAGUAGAUAAUUUCAUUU